Messenger RNA from Anopheles coustani, 2040 nucleotides. RefSeq names its product radial spoke head protein 3 homolog (gene Rsph3). Bases 1 to 2040 code for a protein of 679 amino acids. NCBI's taxonomy places the organism in Eukaryota, Metazoa, Arthropoda, Insecta, Diptera, Culicidae. The transcript has 7 exons. Gene Ontology annotation, cellular component: cilium. The record is from RefSeq and is a predicted model, not a curated record.
AUGCCCACACUUUCCGCGCACCAGCAGCAGAAUCAGCAGCAGGAACUGUUGGAGCUGGAGAGUCCCGCGUUCUCGAUCGUACCGAGCGACCUCUACCGGGCGGGCAGUAUCGGCAAGCCGAACGCCAUCGUGCGCCCGCUCCGUCACGGACCACACCGGGAGGUGAUCGAGGGUCAGCACAUCGUCGAUCUGCACCCCGACUAUAAGCUGCUGCACGAGCUCGAGGAGCAGCUCAUCCGCAACAACCGGGGCCGGGACGGAAAUAACAACAACAACAGCAGCGCCACCGGCAUCGGUCAGGAGUCCGGCACCAACUACGGAGGGCAGGAGGCGGUCACGGGGGAGAAAACGGAGCGGAGAAAGCCACAGCAGCAUGAGUUCAGCCGGGAGCUGGACGCGAAGCUGAGGAAGCUUCAGAGUGACUCGUCGAAGCGAUCGUCCAAAAAUGGCAGCACGCAGGAAGUGAACGUUCGGAAGCGUCCCCUGUUCAUCACGACCGUCCCGAAGGGCAUCUUCCUGCAGCCGACCCGCGAGCCGCCAGUUCCGCUGCCCGCCUCGAGCCAGCGCCGUCUGUACGCCUUCGAGAGCCGGCCAAGAAUCCUGACGGCGCCCAGCCUCAGCAACGGCCAGCAACAACAGCAACACCACCAACACCACAAUAACAACAACGACAUCAAUCAUCCGAACCACAACCAUCCGGGCGAGUACGUCUGCAAGCAUGGCAGCCACCAUUACAACAAGCCCGCGGCAACAAGGCCGGCGAACGCGGACGACGGCCGAGCGGAAGCGGUGGUGGCCCGCAAGGUGGCAGAACUGCAAUCGAUCGACGGCCAGCCACCCACCACCACCAACACCCACCGGACGGUGUCCCGCGUGGCAAGAGACACACAACAACAGCAACCGAACCAGCAGGGUGUAGCCUACCAGAAUGUUAUGCACGAUCGGCGAGUCGUCCGGGGUAGCAACUAUACCUCAAGCACCAAUCUCCAAGUGGGACAUGUUAACAACUGCCGUAACAUGCCCCAGUGGAAUCCAUAUUUCGGUUACGCUGGUCUUCUAUCAGGAAAGGGAGGUGGUGAUGGUGAUAGUACCCAGAAGGAAGCUGAAGCGCGGCGGCGUCAGAUGUUGCGCAAGAAGUACGUUUCGCGUAAUCAGCGGGGCAUCAUUGGCACACCGCCACCAGUUCGAGGACGUCGGCACGAGACGGUACAGACGGAGAAGUACCUCGAGGAGCUCUUCCUACACCCCCCGGAGCUGGAUGCCGGAUGUCAGACGGACCUGUUCCUGCAUCGGCCACCUUCGCCCCCGUUCGUUCCCGCUAAGACCGGCUGCGAUGCAUCGACCGAGAUACUGGACGGUGAGCUCUUCGACUUCGACACCGAGGUGCAGCCGAUCAUCGAGGUUUUGGUGAGCCGAACGCUCGAACAGGCCCUGGUGGAGGUGCUCCACGAGGAGGAAAUCGCUGAAAUGAAGGAGCAGCAGGAGAAGAUCCUCGCGUUGCGUGACGCCGAACUGGCCGAAUUGCGCCGGCUCGAGCUGGAAGAGCGCAAGCGCCAUAAGGAGCGCGAAAGUCGCUUCCUGCAGGACAAGAUAGCGCACGAUCUCGAUCGUGAGAUGCAGGAGCGUAUAACGGCGGCAAAGCUGCUCCAGGGUCGUUUGGAUGAGCUCGUGCCGGAGGUUGUCGCGGCGGUCGAUAAGCUCGAGACGGAGAAGGAUCGAGCGGAAUUCGAGCGACAAAUAACACCCUGGCUGGCGAAGGAAGUCGCCCACGAGAUAGGCCAGUGGAUCGAUUCGACUGAAUUGCUCGAAGACAUAAUAAGAGAAAUACUGCUCCAGAAGAAGAAGGCUCUUUUGGGAGAAGACAACGCGGAUGACACUGCCAAGGGACAGUACGAUGAGGUGGAUCCUGACGAGUUAAAUCCUGACGAGGUAAAUCCUGACGAGGCGGAAACGGAGUCGGUUGGUGGACAGACGGCGCCUCCGCAGGGUACCGAAGCAGCGGAAGACACCCCCGCAGAGGAAGGCAACGCAGACCUGUGA